CGCCCAGCACAGUCGCUGGACAGCUGCUCCUGCUUCCUGCCAGCUGGGCUGUGUGAACCCGGGGUGGCCGUCCGUCCCUCCCCGGCUCACAGCAUUGCGGGCGACACAGAUGACCCCCGUCACUCUGGUCAGGGUCACCGUGUGUCUCCACCUCAAGGAGCAGAAAGGGCUCCAAGGACGCAGACAGAGUAGACCUGCCCAGGCCUGCCCUUCGCCCUUGGGAGAGCCCAGCGUCACCUUGGCUGGCAGGCUCAGGCCACCAUCAUCACCCAGAAGCCAGAGCACAUGGCCUUGUCGCCUUUCAGGGAUGACAUCUGGUUCGAUGACGUGGACCCCGAGGACAUCGAGGCCGCUGUGGGUCCCGAGGCAGCCGACAUAGUGCGGAAGCGGCUGGGUCAGCAUGGGAGCGGCGUCAGCCUGGAGAAGGACCAGGGCUUCGGCGGCCUGACCAGAGCCCUGGCCCUGGACUGUGAGAUGGUGGGCGUGGGCCCCACGGGCGAGGACAGCAUGGCCGCCCGAGUAUCCCUGGUGAACCAGCACGGAAAGUGUGUGUACGACAAGUACAUCCGGCCCACAGAGCCCGUGACCGACUAUCGGACAGCCAUCAGCGGCAUCCGGCCCCAGGACCUUCAGCAGGGAGAGGAGCUCGCCGUGGUCCAGAGGGAAGUGGCGGGGCUGCUCGAGGGCCGGCUCCUGGUGGGGCACGCACUGCACAACGACCUCAAGGUCACUGACAGCUCCCAGGGCUGGCAGGCAACGUGGCAGACCAUUGGCCCACGUCCGGGAGCUGGAGGUCACGGCCCGGAUUCAGGACCCAGACCCAGCAGGACAAGAGCAGGCUUUCCCACAGUGCCCGUGCUCCCGACAAUGAGUUGCGUCAGGCCCGUGGCCUGCGUGAGGUGCGGUGGUCCAUGCUCACGCAGACGAGCCCCUCGUGAGGGCAGACUGCCACUGGACGAGGGGGUGACUCAGGCCCGCUUCCAACCGCGAGCAUCCGGCCUAGCCGGGCUGACACAGCUUUCGUUGUCACACUGCCUGUCGCGCUUCGUGGCUGUGCCUCAAGUGCCGUGGGCUCUUGCGUCCAGAGGCAAGCUGGGCAUCAGUGCGUGGAGCCUCUACCGUGGACGCUGCCCUCCCUGUGCUCCUCCCCUACAGAGUGGGCAGCCUUCCCUGAAGCUGCUCUCGGAGCAGAUCCUGGGCCUCAGAGUGCAGCAGUCAGAGCACUGCUCGAUUCAGGACGCCCAGGUGGCCAUGCGGCUCUACGUCCUGGCAAGGAAGGAGUGGGAGAGCGGCUUAAAAGGCAAGCAGAGGACGCCCACUGCCAGGCCCGAUGCCCACUCCCGCCACGAGGCCUGCUGACACCGUGCUCUGAGGGGCCCCGAGGGGGUCAGUUGUCUGCCUGGGCAGGAGGCGGGACUGGGGGACCUGCCGGGGCCCAUACCUCCAUACCAAUCCCAGGGGGGCCGGGGCAGGAAGUCCUGCAGCACCAUGAGCACGGGUGCCCAGCCGUCCUGCAGCUGGUCCUCGCCUCCCCCCGCGCCACAACCCCAGUGGGCUGUGGGCCAGCGGCCAGCCCAGGCCCCUCCGGAACCGGGAGUGUGGCCGACUGCUUUACAUCUGGCCAGUCUCCCUGCUCAGACUCUGGAAAGGCCACCUGCCAGCCGUCUGCCGGACCGACCAGCCUGGCCCAGACCCCACAGUCUUUCUGGAACCAGUGAGGAUGAGAGAAGCUGGUGACUGGCCACUGGGAGCGGGGACAGCGGCCCACAAAC
Molecule: messenger RNA, 1772 nt
Organism: Echinops telfairi (small Madagascar hedgehog)
Lineage: Eukaryota; Metazoa; Chordata; Mammalia; Afrosoricida; Tenrecidae
Gene: REXO4
Product: REX4 homolog, 3'-5' exonuclease
Exons: 5
Coding region: 286-1359 (357 amino acids)
Biological process (GO): DNA catabolic process
Cellular component (GO): nucleus
Molecular function (GO): exonuclease activity; nucleic acid binding
Source: RefSeq, a predicted model, not a curated record